Messenger RNA from Triplophysa dalaica, 1523 nucleotides. RefSeq names its product COPI coat complex subunit zeta 2 (gene copz2). Gene Ontology annotation, cellular component: COPI vesicle coat. NCBI's taxonomy places the organism in Eukaryota, Metazoa, Chordata, Actinopteri, Cypriniformes, Nemacheilidae. Gene Ontology annotation, biological process: retrograde vesicle-mediated transport, Golgi to endoplasmic reticulum; intra-Golgi vesicle-mediated transport; intracellular protein transport. Bases 93 to 662 code for a protein of 189 amino acids. The record is from RefSeq and is a predicted model, not a curated record. The transcript is spliced from 10 exons.
GUUGCAGAUCCGCCCCCUGUGAGUCAGAGGCUUUCAGGAGCGCUACUGUAAUGACAGCUCAAAGCUGUCCACGUCAACACUGAGCUACCACCAUGGACUGCGCGGCACUGGAACCAUCACUAUACACAGUAAAGGCCAUCUUCAUCUUAGACAACGAUGGAAACAGACUGCUUUCAAAGUACUAUGAUCUUGAACUCUACCCCUCCAUAAAAGAGCAGAAGAAUUUUGAAAAGAACGUCUUCAACAAAACCCAUAAGGCUGACAAUGAGAUUGCCUUCCUAGAGGGAAUGACAGUAGUCUACAAGAGCAGUAUAGACUUGUUCUUCUAUGUGGUUGGCAGCCCCCAGGAGAAUGAGCUCAUGCUGAUGGCUGUGUUAAAUUGCUUGUUUGACUCUCUUAGUCAGAUGUUAAGAAAGAGUGUGGAGAAAAGGACUCUGCUGGAUAACAUGGAUGGGGUGUUCCUGGUAGUGGAUGAAAUCAUUGAUGGAGGAGUGAUUUUGGAGAGUGAUCCCCAACAGGUCAUUGAGAAGGUCAACUACAGGACAGAUGACAGCCCAUUAUCAGAACAGAGUGUGGCACAGCACAUCACUGGCAAACUGGCAAUCACUUCUAAUGUGUUGCAGUCAGCGAAGGAGCAGAUCAAAUGGUCAAUUCUGAAAUAAGUCAACUAUUUUCUGUCUUGAAGAUAUAAUUAAAUUAUUAAGAGGGGAUUGGGAAGCAGUUUUUUGAAGCAAGUUGUAAUUUAAUUCAUUAUAGAAGUGCGUCAUGAAGUCAGUUUAUGAGGACAGCCUACCAGUUAGUUUGAAAAGAAUGCAUAUUUAUAUUUUUUUGUGUAAGAAUUGAUGUAGUAGAAUGCAAAUAUGUUUUUGCUAAUCAGGUUCUGAAAAGGACAUCAGCCAAUGCUAUUUUUCAAUACUGGUCAACCCAUAUGACUUGGGUUAAGACACUAUGUCUUGUGUGGUAUUUCUGUUUAAUUAUUCAUAACAUUUGUAUGAUGUUUGUCAAAAAGUUCUGUUACACUACAUUUAAUAUUACCCUACACUAUGUAAAACAUUGGUCAAAUUUUACAAACUUGGGUGUAACAUGUCUUAUUCUGGUGCAUUCAUCAUAUUAAAUAAUAUGUGAAUAAAACCAGUUAAUUAAGAUGUUACCACCAUAAGCAUAUUUUUAACUUACCUGACAAAACCUUUUUACUUUGUAUCUGAACAGAUAUGUUUUACAAGUGUGCUUUUAAUUGCUUUAAAUUAUAAAUACACACUAUUAUGAUAUUAAUAUGAUUCUUAUCACUAUGUAAAUUAUAGUUGUCUGUCAAACCAAUGACACAUUAUGCUAUUGAAAUUAGCUAAAUAUUCAAAUAUAGCAAACAAUUUAAAAUGUCUAAUUUGAUGCUGGAUAACUGAGAAGCCUUUUUACAAAAUAUGUUUUGCGUACUAGUUGGGCCUUUUUACAUAGUCCCUAUAAAAUCGAACCUUUUUUAAAAACGAUUUUGUCAUUAUAAUUUAAUAAAUAUGAUUUUGAUAGAA